AUGAUCCCUCCUGAGGUGCAGCAACCUGUCGGCUGGACUGAACCUGGAUCCUACCCCGGACCUUCCGUCGUUCGGAGGCUUGAGGGUGGGGCAAGGUUAGUAGGGGGCGCCUCUCAGGACAUGAGGCCGACUGAUUGGCAAGUUCUCAAGCCUUUUGUGGAGACCGCACUGUGCCAGUUGGGAUAUGUCGAUCUUGUCUGGAAGGAGGUCAAGUGGACAAGAAAUGCCAAAGGACGGAAGAGGUCUGCGUCAGUCAGGAACGGGGGGGUUGACCCCCCGUGA
Messenger RNA from Penicillium oxalicum, 282 nucleotides. RefSeq lists its product as uncharacterized. Bases 1 to 282 code for a protein of 93 amino acids. The transcript has a single exon. Lineage: Eukaryota; Fungi; Ascomycota; Eurotiomycetes; Eurotiales; Aspergillaceae. The record is from RefSeq and is a predicted model, not a curated record.